Molecule: messenger RNA, 897 nt
Organism: Epinephelus lanceolatus (giant grouper)
Lineage: Eukaryota; Metazoa; Chordata; Actinopteri; Perciformes; Serranidae
Gene: gstz1
Product: glutathione S-transferase zeta 1
Biological process (GO): glutathione metabolic process; L-phenylalanine catabolic process
Cellular component (GO): mitochondrion; cytoplasm
Molecular function (GO): glutathione transferase activity; maleylacetoacetate isomerase activity
Source: RefSeq, a predicted model, not a curated record
CUAGCUUCAUUCAGGCAGAGAUUUGUGUCUACAAGCGGAGCUAUGUCCAUAUAGUCAACGUCGAAGACAUUAAGAGGGAAAUGCUGGACAUUGUCGACGUUUCUUUGAGCAAGCAACAUAACUUAUCCUAACAAUAAAAGCGAUAACGUUAUCACAGCCACAACAAUGCACUUGUCCUUAGCUUCCCUCACCAAGCCUGUUCUUCAUGGGUACUUCAGAAGUUCCUGCUCCUGGAGGGUCCGCAUUGCUUUUGCUCUCAAAGGUAUCGAAUAUGACCAGGCUCCAGUCAAUCUAAUAAAAGAUGGAGGUCAGCAGCUUACUGAACAGUACAAGGCACUGAACCCCAUGCAACAAGUACCCGCAGUCGAAAUUGAUGGCAUCACCCUCUCUCAGUCACUGGCAGUGAUCCAGUACAUCGACGAGACCAGGCCAGGGCCUCGGCUUCUCCCAGUAGACCCAAAGAAACGUGCCCAGGUCCGGAUGAUAAGUGAUGUCAUUGCCUCUGGGAUACAGCCUCUGCAGAAUUUGUACGUGAUUCAGAAAAUAGGAGCCGAAAAGGUGCAGUGGGCUCAGCACUUCAUUGAACGUGGCUUUCAAGCUCUUGAGCCCAUUCUGAAGCAAACAGCAGGGAAAUAUUGUGUCGGUGAUGAGAUAUCCAUGGCAGACAUCUGUCUGGUGCCACAAGUCUACAAUGCAGAGAGGUUCAAAGUGGACGUCGGGCAGUAUCCAACUAUCAAAAGGUUAAAUCAAACCUUACUUGAAAUUGAAGCUUUCAAAGUGAGCAGCCCGUCUUGCCAGCCAGACACACCUGCCGACCUGCGUGCAUAGAACAACUCAGCAGCUUCAGAGACAGCCAUGCAACAUUGUACAUUGUUAAAUAAAACACUUGGAAAAUAA